AGGAGCAAGGGUGCAUAUUUUCCAAAACGAAAGCGAAAAAUGUGUAAUACAUUGUUAUACAAAGUGAAGCGAAACUGGAUGAAGAAAAAGCUUUUCCUGGCACAUAAUGCCGAUACUUGCAGCGAAGAAAUCCGAGGGCGAUGAAGGGGGUUGGGCAGAACCCGAACGCGACGUCCAAGAAUGCAACCCCGGACCGAUCGUGGUGGAAUAUUAUCAUCGGAGAGGCGGCCGAUUGGCUCCACAAAAUGAAUCGAAAGACCAGGCUGCAAAUGAAAGCCAAAGAAACGAAGGACGGCUACUGGAAAUCAAUGGAAACAUGAAAGUUUUUCGAUCGAAGCUGGGAACACAACUGUACCUGGAACACUCCCGUAGACCCAGCAACAAAAUGAUUGUGGAGCCCUCGGCGGAUUCCUCCCUGGACUCCGCACAGCCCGGCUGUUGUUGGUGCCAAAAUCGCAAAUAUUGCUGCUUUGUGAUAAUAUUUUUACUCUGUUUCAUAGCAUUAAUAUGCGUGGCCGUGUAUUUCGGACAGAAGCGUUAGCCACAGGACACUCAUUAAACAUUUAAAGGGUAUGGGGUACCCCCUCG
Molecule: messenger RNA, 588 nt
Organism: Drosophila persimilis
Lineage: Eukaryota; Metazoa; Arthropoda; Insecta; Diptera; Drosophilidae
Exons: 5
Coding region: 107-541 (144 amino acids)
Source: RefSeq, a predicted model, not a curated record